This is a messenger RNA of Closterium sp. Naga37s-1, 2451 nucleotides long. NCBI's taxonomy places the organism in Eukaryota, Viridiplantae, Streptophyta, Zygnematophyceae, Desmidiales, Closteriaceae. The record is from the annotation of a GenBank genome assembly.
AUGGGGGCCGACAAGCAGGGCCAGAAAAGGGCGGGCGGCGGAGAUGAUGCGGGGAGCGUGAAGCGGAGCAAGGGAGCCGAUGGGAGCCGUGGCGUCGACGCGGUGGGUCCAGGCGGCUCGCGGACUCGAGGUCAGAGCGUGGUCGACCAGCUCAAGAAGAAUGGGGCCAAGGUGAUAAGGUCGCAUAGCAAGGGCGAUGGAAUCGGGAGUGCAGAUGGGGGCCAUGCCGACGAGGUUGUUGCUCAAGACGCUGGACCAACAGCCUCGCCCCUGGUCGUCGAGAAGCCCCAUGGUCUGGUCGGCGGGAAAGGCUUGAGCGACGAGAAGAUCCCAACCGCUCAAACGGCGAUAGAUGGAGGUGCCAGAACCGUCAAGGGACCGUCUAUCGGGGUGGCGGGGACCACGUCGAUUCCCCGAAAACCCCCUGCGGCUAGCAGCGCGGCGGUCGGCCCGUCAGCCGCGAACAACGAUGGGCCGGCCCUUGCGGCCACUUCAGCUCCAGCAGGCCCGUCUGCCGCCAAGGGCGACGCGAAGGAUGCUGCGGCUAACCGCGACGGUCCGUCCGCCACUAAGGUGCCCACAGCGGCGAACGGGCUUAGGGAAAUGCUCCACCGCAUGGAGGCCCAUCGCAAGGACGUGCAGCAGCCUCCCUUGGUCGAUGCCGCCCCCGCCGAAGCAGCACGUCGCUCGAUCACUCCGCAGGUCACCGCCACAACGCCCAGUGCCCCACAUACCGCGCCUCUGGUCGCCGCCCAUCCUCCUGCGGACCCAAAGUCCGCAUUGCUUCGCGCCCGGUUAGGCGCACGUAGUGCAGCAGCGCCAGCACGGACUCAGCCGGAAGCCGGCUCAAGCGCGACGCCGACGUCGGUAAACGAGGCGGCGGAUAAGGGCGUGAGGGCAGCGCUAGCCACCGGUGGUGGAGCCGUUGACCAUGCACAGGCAUCGAAAGGCCACAACGACGCCGACAUCGCUGCUAUCCAGAACCUGUUGGAAGCGGUAAAACGCCCCGGGCACCCCCCUGAUCUGGCCAUCUCAGACACGGCGCAUGUGGAGCCCUCGGCAAGUCCCCCCGGUGGUUCAGCGGAGCCAAAGACGACCACUGAUGCUGUCGGCGAGGGAGAGUCAAAACGGAAGGGGAAGGCCGACACAGGGAAAGGGAGGGCGAGCUCUCAGAUGAAAACACGGGCGAUGUCGGCCGAGACAGGGAGGGAGAAGGCGAAGGAGAAGUCGGUGGAGAAAGGGAAGGAGAAGGCAGAGGAGAAGGAGGAGAAGGAGAAGGUGGCGAAGAAGGAGAAGGAGAAGGAGAAGAAGAAGGAGAAGGAGAAGGAGAAGGAGAAGGAGAAGGAGAAGGAGAAGGAGAAGGAGAAGGAGAAGGAGAAGGAGGAGAAGGAGAAGGAGAAAGGACGGAAGGGUCAUGGCAUCUGCCACAACAACUCGGGCGACGGUCUAGGGUGGGUGGGCGAGAUUAAGGUGCUCGGCGCUAAUCAAUAUAUCGGCAAGUCGCGCGACAAGAUGGAGCUGGCGUACCUGCACUCGAUUGCGUACAUCGUCUACGACGGUUACGUCAGCAAGGUCCUCAUGGCCGAGCUCACCGGCUUGGAGGAAACCGAGUUGGAGAAGUGGAGGAAGGUGUGGGAGGAGGUCAAGAUAUUGCUGACAGGGAUGUGGACGAUGAUAUGGGCACGGGGCGCGUACCUUCCAAAAACACGGUUCGAUGACAUUCUCGGCAAGUAUCGAUCGUGCAAGAGCUCAGGCGAUGCGCACCACGACGCGCUCUUGCCGGCGAUCUGGUUAACCGUCGAUGCUGUCACAAAGGAAGGCAAGGAGAAGUCGGAUGCUAUGAUGUCGGCCAUGAUAGGUCGCGUGUCCAUGUGCGCUGCGUAUGGGAAGGUCGCUGCGAGCGCGGCGAGGAAGGAGGGAGACACUGAUGAGAAGAUGGCGAUGGCGGCACAGGCGUUAUCGGCCUCCGCUUGCGACGUGUGGUGCUUAGUCGAGAACGACGACGCCCAGGUGGUCGAUGCUAUGGGCGAAGGGAAGGCGGCGGCGAUGGUGGUCGGUGUGAGCAAGAAGACCGCCGGUGUCUUCAAGGAGGUCAUGCAGGCGGUGCUGGAGGCCGAGAUCGACAGGGAGCAACCCCUCGGUGAGGUUGCGCACAACGUCGCGCAGGCGCUGCAGAGUCUCGCUCUGCACCGGGUCUUCUCGGGGGUGGAUCAUGAAGUCGAAGCCGACGUGAUCGCUAGAGCUACGGUGGAGACCUUGGCGUUCUGGGGAAUGUGCCCCGUCGCCGGGCCGAAACUCGAAGAGAUCGGCAUCGCGGUGCCGUGUGACGCGCAGAUGGAGUACGAUAUUGAACACAGGGGGAGGAAGGGGCAAAGGGGCAGGCACUGCAAGGACAGCACGGGGAAGAAGGGGAAGAAGGGCCGGAAGGGCAAGGACAGCACGGCGGUGUAG